Molecule: messenger RNA, 2949 nt
Organism: Psammomys obesus (fat sand rat)
Lineage: Eukaryota; Metazoa; Chordata; Mammalia; Rodentia; Muridae
Gene: Fyttd1
Product: forty-two-three domain containing 1
Exons: 10
Coding region: 105-1103 (332 amino acids)
Biological process (GO): mRNA export from nucleus
Molecular function (GO): mRNA binding
Source: RefSeq, a predicted model, not a curated record
CGUGCGCGCUCCGCGCUGCAGCUAGUCUGCGAGCGUGAGUGGGAGGCGGCGGGCCUGCGACUCUGGCCUUCCCGGCUGACUGCUCCGACGCCGCAUCCCCCGUCAUGAACCGGUUCGGCACCCGGUUGGUGGGAGCCACGGCGACCCCGCCGCCGCCGCCGAAAGCCCGAAGCAAUGAGAACCUCGACAAAAUCGAUAUGUCCCUGGAUGAUAUUAUCAAACUGAAUAGAAAGGAAGGAAAGAAGCAAAAUUUUCCAAGAUUAAAUAGAAGACUCCAGCAAAGUGGUACCCGGCAAUUCAGGAUGAGAGUACGUUGGGGAAUCCAGCAGAAUUCUGGUGAUUUGAGCCCAGUACAUCCAUUCACUUUACCCUUCCCUAGAGGUUUUGGUAAAACUAGUGUGAGCCGUCGAGGAAGAGUGUUGCCUGGAAAGAGACGUCCUUAUGGAGUGAUCACUGGCCUUGCAGCCAGGAAAGCGACUGGAAUUCGAAAAGGAAUUAGUCCUAUGAAUCGUCCACCUCUAAGUGACAAGAAUAUAGAACGGUAUUUUCCAGCAUUAAAAAGGAAGACAAGCCUUCUGAGACAAAAUGAAGUACAAAGGAAACCAGUUGCAGUUCUCAAGAGACCUAACCAGUUAAACAGAAAAAAUAACAUUCCAGCUAAUUUUACCAGGAGUGGAAAUAAAUUAAGUCAUCAGAAAGACACUCGUCAGGCAACUUUUCUUUACAGAAGAGGCCUGAAGGUUCAGGCCCAGUUAAACACAGAACAGCUGCUGGAAGAUGUGGUAGCAAAGAGAACUCGUCAAUGGCGUACUUCCACCACGAAUGGAGGAAUUUUGACUGUAUCCAUUGACAAUCCUGGAGCUGUCCAGUGUCCGGUAACUCAGAAACCACGAUUAACUCGUACUGCUGUACCCUCAUUCUUGACAAAAAGAGAGCAGUCUGAUGUUAAGAAAGUUCCUAAAGGCGUCCCUCUGCAGUUUGACAUAAAUAGUGUGGGAAAACAGACAGGGAUGACUUUGAAUGAACGAUUUGGGAUACUGAAAGAGCAGAGAGCCACUCUCACAUUCAACAAAGGAGGAAGCCGCUUUGUGACUGUGGGAUAGAUCCACAUAAAAAGAACUUUUCAGUGUUGACUGUUUGAAAAGUUGAAUUGCUUGAAGAGUUCAUCAGAGGAGUUCAAGAAACUUUACUUCAGAAUAUUCACGAACCUAAAUAACUUUAUUUUUGAAGGUUUUUUUUUUUUUUUUUUUUUUUUUUAAUGUAUAAAUAAUGCCCUGAAAAAAUAGCAGGGAAUAUACCUAUCUGUUCUUAAAGAUUUCAUGGUUGGCCCAAACAAAGCAAUUCAUUGUUGACUUCUUUGAUUCCUCGUGAAGCAGAAGGAAGACAGAAAAAUAGAAAUUGAUUAUUUUUAUGAGCGUGAUAUUUAGAUCCCAUCACUCUUUUGUCCAGUUUUUAGACUUUGCCAUGGUAAAUAUUAAACUGCAGAAAUAAGAGUACACCUCUGUGUUGCUGUCACUUAUCCAUUAAUGUGCUGGUAUAAUAAGUACAGUUGCCUUUUUGUCAUUAGUGAUAUUUUUUUAACUCUAGGAGAAUUUCAGUUCUGGCUCUUAAGAUUUAUGGAAAUAUUUAGAACUUGGUUCAUUUUUCAGUUACUGUAGAAUAAACCCCCUGAGUUCUAAGCAUUUAGUAUUGAACUAAGAAGUGUGGCUCUCAGCAUUAGUCUCGGAGCAAGUGUGCCAGGGCUAUAAAUGCUUUUUUACAAAGUGUCACACAGGGUCUUGGAGGAGAUGCCCAAUGUAAAACCCUGAUAGUUUGUGUUUUAUAUAACAGAGAACAGUAGCAAAUUGUAGGAUUGGAAAUGGAAAAGUAAAACCAAAACAACAAACCUGGGUCACAGUUAUACUUUCUGGAUUAGUCCUGUCUUGAGUCUAAUGUCCAUAGAGUCUUCUCCAAAUGAUGCUUACAAGAAUACACUUACUAGACAUGAAGUCGUAUGCUUUGUAUAUAAAAGGUUUUUUUUUAAGCUUUUCAGCUUGAUAAGUUUCAAUAAUUUACAACUCCCCAAACAAAAAAAAUUACUUGUCUAUGUCACAAAGAAAAAAAAAGGGAAAUUAUAAUAAAUUUGUACUUAAUUGUAUAUAUUCACUGUUUGUAUCUCUCCAAGUUCAGGCAUAGGGAGAAAGGGUUUUUCUUUUACUCUGGAGGUCUGCUGUGCCAAGAUAGUGCUGAGAGCCCCCACCUAAUUCUAUACCAUAAAUUACAGUAAAAUGCCGAAAUACGGUGACAUAUUCCAGCUACGGGUUAUCAUGUGGUCAUUUUGAAGCUUCAACUUUUGUUUUGCUAUGAUUUCAGAUCUCUUGAGUGGGUGUUUAAAUAUUUCUGCUGUUGAUUUCUCCUGUAAAAGGAAGCAAAGCACCAUGCUUCCUGCCCGCCUUCAUUGUAUCUGAGACUUCACUGUCUGAUGUGCUUUUGAGUUUCUUACUGGCUUAUGCUAGUCGUGGGAAAAUCAGCAACAAUUCAUGCUUAUACCAAAGAUCUAAAUCUACCCUCAAUAUCUGUUAUUUGCCAGUACUUCUACUUAAUAAGGGACUUUUGGAAGCCAAUCACAGAAUUUGAAAAUAACUCUAGUUUCUCAUUAGCUGUGAUGCUUUUCAUGAGGCCAAGGACUCAUUAUAAAACAUUGUUGCCAAUAUGAAUACUUAUAUUUGGUUCAGGAACAAAACAUUUUAGAGUGGUUUGCUGGGAAAGGAAAAACAACUGAGCAUGAACACUAUCUUUGGAACAAUUUUUAAAAAUAUGGUAUAAAAGUCUUUGUUUCUUGUUGUUUUAAAUAUUAUUAUACAGAGGUAUUAGUAAUUCCAUUUUCGGAAAAUCCUAAAAAUUGCCCAAAUGUUGAUUCUAAGUACAUUGAAAAACAGUGUCUUUGGUAUAAUAAAUGUUUGCUCUUCA